Molecule: messenger RNA, 1713 nt
Organism: Penicillium oxalicum
Lineage: Eukaryota; Fungi; Ascomycota; Eurotiomycetes; Eurotiales; Aspergillaceae
Product: annexin
Exons: 3
Coding region: 1-1713 (570 amino acids)
Cellular component (GO): cytoplasm
Molecular function (GO): calcium ion binding; calcium-dependent phospholipid binding
Source: RefSeq, a predicted model, not a curated record
AUGAUUGGCGCCCACAUGAUGUUCAUGACCCAGGAGACGCUGGACGUCUUCGACACCAGACGGAGCGACCAUGUCCCCCGAGUUCAGACCGCCGAUAGGGCUGGGCGUGACGUGAUUGCUGAUGAGCUCAGCACGAACGGUGGCCCCCACUCGCACAGGGCUGUGCUCGACCGCGUUGAUUGGACGAGAAGAUGGACCUUCAUCAUCUUCCAUCGUUUCGCCGCCAUUCCACUCGAGAUCCCUCCAGUCGCGGUCCACGCUUACUAUGGAAACCAGAAUGCCAAGCCUCCCACGGCCGCGUGCCCACUCAGCAAUGACGACUGCGCCACAUCUCGCCCACUGUCAGGAUCAGGGAACCCAUACGAGACGGAUUCCAUUCCCGGAAUAGAACAACCUCCUUACGGAUAUCCACCUCCAGGAGGAGCUCCUCCUCCUCCACAUGGCUACCAACAACCUCCCUAUCCUCCACAGCAAUACGCGCCUCCCGCGGGCGCUCCUCCCGGUCAUUAUCCUCCACCACAAACAGGCUACGGCCAGCCUCCCCCUCAUCCUCCUCCGGGCGCCUACGGAGGCCCUCCACCACCUCACGGCGCAUAUCCUCCUCCCACUCACUCGCCGCAACCACCCCAGCCCUACGGUCAUCCCCCCGCCGGGCAGCACUAUCCUCCUCCGCAACACCAAGGCCAUGCGCCUCCACCGGGACCACCUCCUUCGCAUGGUGUUCCUACCCCGGCCCCCGGCGCAUUCCCGGCAGCGCCAUCGCCGGGCUACAUCCCUGGCCAAGUUGCACCGGGCGACUUUCGAGCCGAAGCCGACGCCCUCCGCAAAGCCAUGAAGGGCUUCGGCACAGACGAAAAGGCCCUGAUCCAGGUCCUUGCCCGCCUGGAUCCCCUCCAGAUGGCCGGUGUCCGCGCCACAUACACCCAACAUCUGGGUCGCGAUCUGUACAAGGACGUCAAGUCCGAAACAAGCGGGUAUUUCGAAAAGGGUCUCCUGGCCGUCAUCGAAGGGCCGCUCAUGUACGACGUGAUCUGUGUACGGGAAGCCGUCAAGGGAGCAGGCACCAAAGAAUGGCUCUUGAAUGACGUCUUGCUGGGCCGGUCCAAUGCUGAUCUGCACGCCAUUCAAGCGCUGUACGAACGCACCUACGGGCGCCAACUGGCCAAGGACGUUGACGACGAUCUCUCCUUCAAAACAGCCGAGUUGUUCAAGAUGGUCCUCCGCGCAGCCCGGCAUGAAGACUCAAUGCCUUUGAACCCGCAGACCAUCGAGGCUGAAGUGCGCACCAUCCACGACUCGACCGCCGCGCGCAUGGUCAACAACGUCACCGAGGUCUGCGGCAUUUUCGCCCGAUCCUCAAACACCGAGUUACGGGAGAUCAGCCGCGCCUUUGAAGCGCGCUAUCACGCUUCCCUCGAGAAGCACGUGGAGAAGGAGUUUGCGGGUCACAUGGAAGAUGCGCUGUUGCACAUGCUGCGCACGGCGACGGAUCCCGCGAUGCGCGAUGCGAUCCUCUUGGAAGAAUGCAUGUCGGGCAUGGGCACCAAGGACGAUAAAUUGGUGACCCGCGUUGUCCGAGUGCAUUGGAACCGCCAGCACAAGGACCAGGUGAAGGCGGCGUACCGCCAUCGAUAUGGAAAGGAUCUGAUUGCGAGGGUCCAAGGAGAGACGUCUGGUGAUUAUAAGCGGUUGAUGGUGGCCCUGUUGGAAUAA